Menidia menidia (Atlantic silverside) is the source of this 852-nucleotide messenger RNA. Lineage: Eukaryota; Metazoa; Chordata; Actinopteri; Atheriniformes; Atherinopsidae. The record is from the annotation of a GenBank genome assembly.
AUGCCCUCUUUCCCUCCGAGGUUCCCAGAUGGAGGGACUUCCUUUUCGGCCAACCAGGUCACCUGGAAGGAACAAGGCGGCGGCGGGGAGCUGAAUUCUUCUCCGCCUCUCCCCGCGCCCCGGCCGGCCGCGGGUCCUCAGAGUGCCUCCUGGCGCACGCUGCGCUCCGCCGGCUGGAUCAUGGAGGAGUUGGCCCGAGAGAGCAUCAGCCUGCUGGCUUCAGCCUCCGCCAAGCCGCCGCUGUACGCCGGGCCCCGGCUGGGCUCCACGGGGGCCGUCUUCAUCAUGCUGAAGUCCGCCCUGGGCGCCGGGCUGCUCAACUUCCCCUGGGCCUUCGAGAGAGCCGGGGGCGUGCGCAGCGCCGUGACCGUGGAGCUGGUGAGCGCGGCUCCGGACGCCCUGAUCGUGGAGGUUUUUUCUGGCUCAGAUCGGUCCAGAUAUGGACCUGCUCCAGCUGACCGGAGGGCCUUUUCCACUGAUAUUUACAUUUCGAGGACCCCCCCUCCUAACCGGCCUCUCCCUCCCCAGAUCUCGCUGGUCUUCCUGGUCAGCGGCCUGAUCAUCCUGGGCUACUCGUCCUCCAUCAGUGGCGGGGCCACCUACCAGGCGGUGGUCAGACAGCUGUGCGGGCCGGCCAUCGGCCAGCUGUGCGAGCUCUGCUUCGUCUUCAACCUCUUCAUGAUCUCCGUGGCCUUCCUGGUGGUGGUGGACGACCAGCUGGACAAGCGUGAGUCCCGGGGUGGCCCGCCCUGGCCCCCAGAGGCCGGAGCCAGCCCAGGUCAGGUCCCGCAGACGUCUGUAGGGACGCUGCUGACCAGUCAGCCUCCACCUGGAGCGUCCCAGUGCUGCUAG